Molecule: messenger RNA, 1470 nt
Organism: Fusarium musae
Lineage: Eukaryota; Fungi; Ascomycota; Sordariomycetes; Hypocreales; Nectriaceae
Exons: 3
Coding region: 1-1470 (489 amino acids)
Source: RefSeq, a predicted model, not a curated record
AUGGUUGUAUCCAGUCUUCGUCCCGUAAUCCCCCUCCCUCUUGGGACUGUUGAUCGCAAUGUCUCUGCUGAACCAUUGACUACCGCAGUCGAUAGGGCGGCUCUUGAGACAUCAAGCAAAAUCCUCGAUAUCAUCGGAAGGUAUCGCAUGAAGCAAGACGACAACCUCUACUCGCAUUCCGAUGAGUCAACACUCAAAUUCAUCGCUCUUAUCUACACCCACGUCAAGGCUGGCAAGCCAGUUCCUAUGUGCCUACCGGCCUUCCCCUUCAAGUCGCCAAACUCGACCUCAAAGACAUUGGGGAAACUUCCUGAUAAGGGUGAAGAGAUUGCUCUUGCCCACCUCAACGGAUUAUGCAGCGCUAUUGGUGAUGUAUAUCCGCCCGGCGCCAAACUUACUAUCAUUUCCGAUGGAUUAGUAUAUAAUGACCUUCUUGGUGUCCCAGAUAGAGAUGUCUGGGCCUACGGCGAGACUCUUCGCUCCAUGGCAGCAGAAAAAGAAUUUCACAACAUCUCCUUCGCACGUCUUCGCGAUCUUGUUGAGAUUGAUCUACCGAAGGACCUCGAGGAGAUGACCUAUGUUGCCAACGCGUCAAACUUUCGACGUGCACUCCUCAACACCUUCAGCAAGCCUGGCUGGAAUUGGGAUGAAGUCCGCCAAUCGGAUGACCAGUGCAUGACUUAUCGUGGCUACAUCAAGUUUCUCCAAACAGAUUUGGAAACUGUUUAUCCGGUUGAUGAGAACCGGAGCAAGUCAAAGUAUAAGAGAGGCAUUGAGUAUAUCGCGAAGCAGAUGAUGGCUCGAGGAGAUGCCUUUGCCAAUGCUGUUCGACAAAAGUACCCCGACCAUGUUCGCCUUUCAAUCCAUCCCUCAACCGGCGCUGUCAAGCUGUCUGUCAGCCUUUUGCCAACUGAGCAACUCUACACUACGCCCUGGCACUGCAGCGUAGCUUACAGACUGGAUGGUACUAUCAGAACCGGCAUGCGAUCUGAGUUUGACAACGACGAAAGCCUCGAACUAGUCUACGACAACAGGAGACCUUCGUAUUACCGAGAGAAGUCACCGCUUCUAUCAUGGGCAGAGGACAAGGGUGGCAUCGUGGUUGAUCCUAUGUACCCCGCUGGUCUGAUCAUCCGUCCUGCUAAUGGAGCUGGCUCCCUGACACUUGACGAUAUCGACACGAAGAAAGUCCGUGCUCUGUCAGAGAUCAACUCACCGGUUGUUCUCAAGGGAUUUGUCAAGAAGCCUAACCGCGACCGCUUCAUUGAUUUCAGCUACCGAUUCGGAACGCCCUUACCCUGGAAGUUUGGGUUAUUGCUUGAAGUCAAGGACCGAGGACAUGAUGCUAGAGGUUUGAACAAUGUCCUUUCAGCGGAGCCUAUGCCGUUCCACUAUGAUGGCUUGUUCAAGGUUGUCAAGCAAACUGAUGAGGAUGGAAAUGAGAAGACUGUUUCGACUCCUCCCCAGUAA